Pestalotiopsis fici W106-1 is the source of this 801-nucleotide messenger RNA. RefSeq lists its product as uncharacterized. Gene Ontology annotation, molecular function: protein binding. The transcript is spliced from 2 exons. The coding region runs from base 1 to 801 and encodes 266 amino acids. The record is from RefSeq and is a predicted model, not a curated record. NCBI's taxonomy places the organism in Eukaryota, Fungi, Ascomycota, Sordariomycetes, Amphisphaeriales, Sporocadaceae.
AUGUCACAGCCGGAACGGUUGCCGGGUGGAGAUCUAGGUUCGCGUGAGGAACAGACAGAGUCGCCAUCAACACAUCUUCAAGCCAACUCGUCCAACUCUGUAGAGAUGGAAAAUCUAUCUCCGAAAGCCCAAGAUCAAUCAGGGGCUUCCACCGUGCCUGGUGCGACAACGUCCUCAGCCAUCGCAGACAAUACACCGCGGGACCCUCAAUCCGCGCAAGCAUCUGCCCCCGAUAACUCCGAGGACAUCGGAACAUCUCACGAUGUCGAAACCACAUCACACCCCUCGGCCAAGGCAUUGGGCAAAGCACCAGCCACUGCGACCGAGACUAAGGAUCACGAUGCCAUUGGGCCAGCAGAUUCAAAUGGCGAGCAGUCGACGCCGGGCGAGUUAAAUGUGGAUAUUUUGAUCAUAAUACCCAGCACGGGGAACCGCCAUCCCUUCAAAAUCAACGAAAAGUACCUUAAGAAACGAAAUGUCAACGUUACAGGAGUGACUGAGGACGGAAAGAUGGACCCUUUCAGUAUUACGGUCUACACCCUGAAAGAAUUAAUCCUGCGGGAAUGGCGUACCGAGUGGGAGACGCCACCCAGAGAGCCAACAUCCAUACGACUUAUCAAGUUGGGCAAGAUGCUGGACGACAAGUCGACUUUAGCACACUACAAUUUUUCGCCCUCCGUGACGAGCAUUAUUCACAUGACAGUGAAACCACAAGAAAUAGUAGAUGAAGAGGAAGCAAAUAAGCGGCUCAAGGAACCGAGCUCACGAUCCGGCCGCAGCGGAUGUUGUGUUAUUUUAUGA